CAGCACUCAGCCGUGCCCGAGGUGGAGUCCUGGGGGUCAGCUCGCUGGGGCCAAACCCUGCGUGUCGCAACUCUUGAUAGCGCUGGUUAUAAAGGGGCCGCGGGGGCGGCAGCCGCAGGGGACAGCGCAGGAGACGGCGGCGAGUGGGCCAUCCCGGAGCUGCCACCAUGCGUUGGGCUCUGCUCUUCCUCCCGCUCCUCUUCCUCGCUCUUCCUGGCAGCGCCUUCCCCACCGUCCGUCCCAUGCCGGGAGCCGAUGAGCGGGCGGCUGCCCGGGCGCUGCUGGCGGAGCUGGCUGCGUUCAUCCCGCUGCAGGCGCAGCUGCCGCAUGGCAUCCCCUGCCAAGCCCUGCGCCCCGAAGCGCUGCCGGGUUUUGCCGAGCUCCCGCCGCCGCCUCGCGCCCUGGCACGCGCCGCCAUGGCCCUGGCGCUGAGCGGGGCAUCCUGCGCACCCCAAGCCGAGGCAGAGGUGCUGGCGUUGUCACAGGAGCUGGGUCCUGCCGCGGCCGCGGCGGUGCUGCAGGGGCUGGCGCGGCUGCGGGGUGCCCCGGCACCCCAGGCUCUGCCGUUGCUCCUCAGCCUGGCCCGAGGCUCUGCCGCGCCCCGGCGCUGCGUGGCACCCACCGGGCCCCCAGGCGCCGUGGCCGGCACCCACCCCCCCGCAGGCAGGGCGCCGAGUGCGGGGCUCCGGGUGCCGCUGGCGUGCCGGCGUGCCACACGGCGCCGGCGGGAGGGUGAAGACGUCUGCAACCCACCUGGCGAGCAGAAGGCACACGGAGUGCUGGCGUGGGUGCCGGCCGUCAGCACCUUCUACAACCUGGGCACCAGCAUCUACUACGCCUUCCAGGGCUGCGAGACCGUGGCUUCCACGCGGGCGUUGGAGGCGGCCGAGGAUCUGGGCUACGCCGGCCUGGCUGCCGUGGUCGGUGCCGUUGGUGGCCCCGUGGCCCUUGGGGUGCAUCUGGGGCUGCAGCCGGGGCUGAAGGCUGGCGUGCGGGCGCUCAUCGACUACUUCACCUCGGACGGGGACGCCCCACCAGCGCCCACCGCCUACCGCGGCCCCGUCCUCAUCGUUUGAAUAAAGACACCCUGGGCUGGCGCUGUG
Cuculus canorus (common cuckoo) is the source of this 1103-nucleotide messenger RNA. RefSeq names its product apolipoprotein F (gene APOF). Lineage: Eukaryota; Metazoa; Chordata; Aves; Cuculiformes; Cuculidae. The transcript has 2 exons. Bases 168 to 1076 code for a protein of 302 amino acids. The record is from RefSeq and is a predicted model, not a curated record. Gene Ontology annotation, biological process: cholesterol metabolic process.